This is a messenger RNA of Nematocida major, 321 nucleotides long. RefSeq lists its product as uncharacterized. NCBI's taxonomy places the organism in Eukaryota, Fungi, Microsporidia. The transcript has a single exon. Bases 1 to 321 code for a protein of 106 amino acids. The record is from RefSeq and is a predicted model, not a curated record.
AUGCCGUGUUUUGCGUGGAAAGCACUAUCACCCGGGCCAAGUAACACUCGGCAGGCUGUGAUUCUUAGAGCGGCUGCAUCCGUGUAUGAUGCCGUGAAGUUUAGCACGAUAGAGCUGAUAAUCUCAAGGCACGAGCAGACUUUGAAGGUAUUUGAAAAUGAGAAGAAUCUGGAAGUGAAUUUGCACAAGCUAGCAGCAAUCCAGCUUAGAACAGGUACAUACUCUCUGGUAGACUCUUUAAUAAUGGCAGACUAUAUUGUCGAGAGCACAAAGAGAAUAUCCAAAGCACAUAAGAAAAACGUCGACGGCAGUGUUUUGUGA